Zeugodacus cucurbitae (melon fly) is the source of this 2892-nucleotide messenger RNA. RefSeq names its product dnaJ homolog subfamily C member 16 (gene l(3)80Fg). The record is from RefSeq and is a predicted model, not a curated record. Lineage: Eukaryota; Metazoa; Arthropoda; Insecta; Diptera; Tephritidae. The transcript has 11 exons. Bases 76 to 2517 code for a protein of 813 amino acids.
AGGUAUCGAUAUUUAGAAAGAACUAUCUGAUGUAUUAUUUAUUGUAUACCAAAAAUAUGCUAAAACAUUUCGAAAAUGUGUAGGAAUAUAAAAUUUAUUUUAUUGUUGUUUAGUGGGCUCCUUUUGUUUGUGUUUGUGGUAUCAUCAUCCGACAAUGCUGAUCCAUACGAAAUACUUGGAAUAGUAAAUCGUGCCACUGCUCAAGACAUUAGAAGAGCGUAUAAGCAUUUGGUUAGAAUUUGGUAUGGUAGCACUUUUUUAUUCGUUAGCGGACAAACAUUUUUAUAUUGUUGUUGGUCCAGAAAGGGUGUCGCACAUUUACUGCCAUUCUGCAGGCAUCCAGAUAAAAAUGAACAUCCAGAUGCUAAUAAGAUUUUCGUUAAAAUAAAGCAAGCAUAUGAGUUGCUAAGUGACCCUGAUCGACGCCGCAUGUACGAUCAGCAUGGAAUACGAAAUGAAGAUUCGCAUUAUUUUUCAACUAAGAGUGAUUUAUACCGCAAAACUUCGGCGGAACAAUUUGAGAAUUUUUUUGGGAAACAAUUUAAUAUGGACAACGAUAUCAGCUUCUACCACAGAAUCUCCAUCAAUAAUAAGAAUUAUGAGAGAAAAAUUGUUCCAAACAGCAAAACCACAGUGUAUAUGGUUAUGUUUUAUAACGACUGGUGUUUUCGUUGCACUCGACUCAUUAGUGCAUUUAAAAAGAUUAUCGAUGCCCUGGAACCACUAGGUAUUCAUUUUGCUGCAGUUAAUGCUGCAUAUGAACCGGUUUUAGUUAAGAAAUCGGGUGUGAGCUCUAUACCAAGCUUGGUUAUGAUUCUGGAUGGACACUGCUAUAUAUAUCGCGAAAAUGUGUAUACAUUGGCUAAAAUUAAGGAGUUUAUAAGAAAAAAGAUGCCAUAUUCUAUUACACAGAGAGUAUUUGACCAAAAUGUGGAUGAUUUUUUGGGAGGUUGGAUAGAUAAUAGAGUGAGAGCUCUAAUCUUCGAACCACGAAAUAAAACGAGACUUCGAUAUUUAAUAAAUGCAUACGCGUUCCAGUAUAGAGUUGCGUUUGGAAUCGUUGAUUCGAAUGAUAGCAGAACUGAACAAACUCAAAAACGGUACAAUGUUGUUCCAAAUCUCGACACGCUUCUUAUGUUUAAUGAAGAUUCCCGUAGUCCACGUGCAAAGAUUUCCAUGCCUGAGAUUCCGGUGCAAACAUUAAAUGACAUUAUUUCUACAAAUCAAUAUCUUUUAUUACCUAGACUCUCAUCACAACAAGUUUUGGAAGGAGUAUGUCCAGCUGAAUGGAGCCAACCUCGAAAACGUUUAUGUGUUAUUCUUAUUACAGAAAACAACGAUUCUCAUAAUUUUGCCCGCAUUGUAUUUCGAAAUAUUGCUCUUCAGGCUGAAUACAGUAUAGAAAGAGUACGAUUUACGUAUAUGUUCAAGGAACGACAAAAAGACUUUAUUAACGCAAUUUCUAAGGGAGCCGAAGCAGAUCCGUUGUGUCCUAUAGUAAUUAUUUGGCGGUAUGAUCAAACUCAUAUAAAAUAUGAGUGGAUUAAAGGAGCGCCUCUUAACAUGGAUUCCAACCAAUAUGAUUCAAAUGAGCAAGUUAUCAAUUUAACGAGACGUUAUAUCGACAACACCAUCCAAAGACUAUUGAGAACAAGUGAGACACUCAGCUACGAAACUUUUGUGAAAAAUCUCUUUGACGAACAUGCACAAAGCUUAAUCAACAGAUGGUUAUCCAAGUUGGAGUACACGUGUGAAUAUGUGAUUGACAACUUGGAGAAGGAACAUAUAUUAGCGUUGUUAUCUCUUCUGGGAACAAUUGUAUUUAUGUUUGCCGUGGGCUAUGUUAUGGUUUAUUUUGUUCGUGUCGAAGAAGAAAGUUUAAAACAAAAGGGUUAUUUGAAUGAAAACAACAAUUCUUCUCUGAAACUAAACCGGACUGCUCCGGAGUUGAAAUUACAUGAACUUAGAGCUGAAAAAUAUAAUGGCAUGGUUCGGUUGUUAAAACCGGGAUGUAGAACUAUAAUUUUGGUUACCGAUUUAAAAACACGACCUAAACUAAUUCCCUCAUUUCAUAAAGCUGUUUGGCCAUACCGAAAAUCCAAGACACUAUUAUUUGGUCAUAUGCUUAUAGAAAAAGGACUGCUGUGGUACUCUGAACUGCUAAGAUUGUCUUUAUGCGAAUCGAAGUCUUUUAAAAUUAAUCCCCGAAACUGUGUUGGUACAGUAAUUGCUUUAAAUGGUCACCGAAAAUAUUUUUGCAUGUACCACGCUAAACACCCAGAGACAAGCGGUGAUGGAAAGAGAUUGAUAAAAAUGAAGAAACAUCUUGAGCGAGAUACUACCGAUCCCGAAAUAGGAGCAUUUGUUGAGGUUAAUUCAGAUGAAUCAGAUUGUGAGCAAAAAAUCUUAUUGGAAGAAAAUCUUUUGGAUGGAUUAAGUAAUUGGUUGGACAGGUUAUUCGAAGGAUCUACUCAUAGGUACAAUAUCAAUUACUGGCCGGAUUUUCCAACUAAAUAACUAACUAAUCUUUUUUGAACUUAUGAACGCAUACGUGUUUAUGCCAGAAAAUUAAAUAAAUUGUACAAUUUGCAUAAGUAUUUGAGUGAAUACCACAAUCUUUUCACGAUAUUGAGAUGAUUGUGUAUACAAUUUAAGUUUCAUCGUGUUUGCUGCUGAUUUAUGGAUACAUAAGGCACACGUAUCUAAAAUUAAAUUAUUAUUAUUUAGCUAAUUAUUUAAUAUAUAUACUUUAGAAAAAACACUGAAAAGUUAUUAUGCCGUUUAUUUAGAGACGCUGUAAAAAAACUCAACUAAUAUACUUAGUAUAUCUUGCCCUAAACUCUGUUACAAAGGUUACAAUGCAUACAGUGAGAAUAAAUUGGAAGAAAAAUG